Molecule: messenger RNA, 891 nt
Organism: Mycosarcoma maydis (corn smut)
Lineage: Eukaryota; Fungi; Basidiomycota; Ustilaginomycetes; Ustilaginales
Exons: 1
Coding region: 1-891 (296 amino acids)
Biological process (GO): vacuolar proton-transporting V-type ATPase complex assembly
Cellular component (GO): endomembrane system
Source: RefSeq, a predicted model, not a curated record
AUGACCAAACUCGUGUUAUCAGCAUCUAAUUCGGAGCUGCUCCAACAGCUGGCAUGGGAGUGUGGGUCGGAUCUACAUGCUUUGCAGUCACUCAAGGCAGCUCUACGAGAUCAACCGGAAGAACCGAAAAUGACAGCCGAUAGUCCGGCUAUUCCGACCACCACUGCAUCCUCUGCUUCGGCAGCUCCGAUCGUGCUUGAUCAUUCUGUGCUCAUCCAUGUCGCAUCUUGGGCGUACAGCACUCCCAAACCAAAGCAGACAGUGGUAGACCCAGUCAAACUCAAAUUGUCCUCUUUGGUCACAGGCUCACACGUCUACAUUCCCCCAAAACCCAUCUUUCAGCGGUCCAAACAGCUUGAAGACUCGUUGGCAGCCAUUCGAAAGGCACAGGAAGAGGCUGAGUAUCUACGCAUCUCUUCCUCCACCCUCAACUCCUCUUCGGCUUACAAAAUUCCCACGUCGUACGUCAACAUUGCUGGCGUAGACCCGACCCUUUCCCUCAACCAACGUAUAACAUCACACACCGCGUCUCCCCAUCUCUUUUGUCGAAUCGGAUCACGGCAAGAAGAGGAACAAGCCUGGAAAGAUGCCCAACGUCAACUCAGCGUGAUUCUCAACAUCUUUCUAUCAACAUUGGCCACUGCUACCGCAGCAUGGUGGGCAAGUGGAAACGCGAGUGUGCCUAACAAGGUGCUGACGAGCAUGCUGGUAGGGCUAAUUACGGCGGUAGCGGAGAUCGUGCUGUACAGCAGGUACAGCUCAUAUGUCAAGGAGAGUAAGAAGAUCAAACAUCACAGAAUGAAAGGCUCUGAUCUUAAGGUCGGAGUGGGAGAGUUCAGACCGUUGCAAUUGGACAGAGGUUCUGGGUUUGGGUCAAAGGGUGGAACUUAA